Molecule: messenger RNA, 849 nt
Organism: Trypanosoma conorhini
Lineage: Eukaryota; Euglenozoa; Kinetoplastea; Trypanosomatida; Trypanosomatidae
Product: putative dynein assembly factor 1, axonemal-like
Exons: 1
Coding region: 1-849 (282 amino acids)
Molecular function (GO): protein binding
Source: RefSeq, a predicted model, not a curated record
AUGGACGCCAGUUUUACGGAAAACACCCCCAUGACCGAGGAGGCCAUCCUGCGGCGAUGCAAAGCGCAUCAGGGGUACACCACGCCGGAAUUGAACGAGAAGCUCUACCUGCACUACGUCGGCUUUAGAAAGAUCGCCUCGCUGGAAUCCUUUCACCACUGCACAGUGCUGUAUCUCAACAACAAUGCGAUUGACAGCCUGGAGGGGCUCCACCCGCUGCGGCAGCUUCACUCCCUGUAUCUCAGCAACAAUGCCCUUCAAGACUGCCGCAGUCUACCGGCAUUGCCCUCGCUGCGGCUGCUGGACAUUUCAAACAACGGCAUUGCCUCUUUUGAGGGACUCGCUCGGGCCCCAGGGCUGGAGACGCUUCUUGCCGCCCGCAACCGUGUCGCGAACCUGCAAGGCUUAGAGCCGCUGGGGCACCUUACCACCAUUGAUGUUUCACACAAUUGGAUUGCCCAGACGGAUCAUGCACUUCCACUGCUGCUGCAGAAGAAAAAACUCCGCACCUGCAUGCUGCAGGGCAACCGAUUCGUGAGGACGGCGCCGUCGUACAGGAAGUUUCUCAUUGCCCAGCUACCUUCCCUGCGGUUCUUGGACCAGUACCCCAUCUUCCCCGAGGAGCGAAGCUGUGCCGAGGCGUACGCCGUUGGCGGGAUGGCGCUGGAAAAGGCACAGCGGGAGGAAAACCAGCGAAAUGAAGAAGAGGAAAGACAAAAACAAUAUCGUUUCUUCACCGAGGCACGGGCGACGAUGCGGGAGCGCCGAACGACGGAGGGGCCGUGCGUCGGCUCCACAGUCUAUUUUGACGAUAACAACUGCGAGGACGUUUACGUGCAUAAUCGCUGA